Molecule: messenger RNA, 2758 nt
Organism: Amaranthus tricolor (Joseph's coat)
Lineage: Eukaryota; Viridiplantae; Streptophyta; Magnoliopsida; Caryophyllales; Amaranthaceae
Product: probable alpha-amylase 2
Exons: 13
Coding region: 844-2085 (413 amino acids)
Biological process (GO): carbohydrate metabolic process
Molecular function (GO): calcium ion binding; alpha-amylase activity
Source: RefSeq, a predicted model, not a curated record
CAACUACAAUAAUUCCAAGUUUCCAGAUCCUUAACUUUUAAGUUUUAAUAAUGCUAUCCAAUUUCAACACCAUCAAUGGUCAAUCUUAAAUCCCCUUCAUAUAUGGCCUUUAAUUAUGAAUAACAUACUGAAAUUGGCCCCAAGUAUAUGAAAAGUUAUGGAAUUUCAACUCCCAAAAGCUAGUUUUUUCUAAGAAUGCUUUAACCUUUAUUGGAAACCAACUGUUCGAUAAAAUUCCUCUGUGAGAUGUAAGUGUGCCCAUUUCUGGAAUUUAUUCAAAUUCACCGUAUAACUUUAUUUAUGUUGUAUUGAGAGUUGUGGGUUAAAGAUAAAAUCCGAACUUUAGGUGAAAAGAUGUAAAAUCUUCCAUAUUAUAAUUAUGUUACGGGGAGUCUAGAGCAUGUGAGUAAUUAUGUUACGUUGACAGAGGAAUGAACAAGUUUUGUGAUUUAAGGAGUAAAAUAAUUUGUAUUGCAUUAUAAUUGAAUUCUUAGGGUGGGCCAACCUGUGCCUACAUACUAUAAAUAGAAGUACUUUUCAAUAAAUUAAGGGGCAUAUGAUUGUAUGAAUAAAAUGAAAUAGGCAAGAGUUACAUCAGAUUAUAUAUAGUUGAAGAGCACAUUUCUGGGUUAGUCUCUUUAUCUCUGCUCGAGUUAUGUUUUGAUUUUCAAUUAUUAUUGUAAUAGAAUCAGUUUUUAAGUGAAGUGGAAGUUGAGAGCUUUGUUCUUAUUACCUAAAUUAUCUUAUGUUCAGCGUAUGUGCAAGUUGAGAACUUGAUUACUUGCUAAAUAUUUGAACCAGUUCAUUAGCAACACCGAUUUCACUGUUAUUGAUUAAAUUAGUAUGGGUUAUAUGCAUGACUUUGAUGAAAAUGUUCAGGCGACUGAUGUUGGUGCAGCAAUUAGAAAAGGAAGAGAAAUCAUUCUUCAGGCUUUCAAUUGGGAAUCUCACAAACAUGACUGGUGGGGGAACUUAGAAAGAAAGAUAUAUGAUAUCUCCAAAUCUGGAUUCACGUCUGUGUGGCUGCCUCCUCCAUCUCAAUCCUUGUCUCCUGAAGGUUAUCUGCCACAGAAUCUAUAUGCUCUUGAUUCUGCAUAUGGUUCUGAACACCUACUGAAGGCUUUACUUCAGAAAAUGAGGCAGCACAGAGUCAGACCCAUGGCUGACAUAGUAGUCAACCAUCGUGUUGGGACUACCACUGGCCAUGGAGGAAUGUACAACCGCUUUGAUGGUAUUGCAUUGCCAUGGGACGAACAUGCUAUUACAUCUUGUACUGGUGGAUUGGGCAAUCAGAGUACUGGUGAAAACUUUAAUGGUGUGCCAAAUGUUGACCAUACUCAACCAUUUGUUCGAAAAGAUAUUACAGAAUGGCUGAGGUGGCUGAGGAACAAGGUGGGCUUCCAAGAUUUUCGGUUUGACUUUGCAAGAGGGUAUGCCGCAAAAUAUGUAAAGGAUUACAUAGAAGGUGCCAAACCAGUAUUUUCUGUUGGCGAAUAUUGGGAUUCUUGUAGUUACCAAAAUGGCCGUCUGGCCUACAAUCAAGACAGUCAUAGACAACGGAUUAUCAACUGGAUUGAUGCUACAGGGCAACUGGCAAGUGCAUUUGACUUCACAACCAAAGGAAUCUUGCAGGAAGCUGUUAAGGGAGAAUACUGGCGUCUUCGAGAUGCCCAGGGGAAGCCACCUGGUGUAAUGGGAUGGUGGCCUUCAAGGGCUGUUACAUUUCUGGAUAAUCAUGACACUGGCUCUACACAGUCUCACUGGCCAUUCCCUGGAAAUCACAUUAUGGAGGGCUAUGCAUAUAUCCUUACACAUCCAGGAAUACCAACCGUGUUCUAUGACCAUUUCUAUGACUGGGGUACCUCCAUCCAUGACCAAAUAAUGAAGCUGAUCAAUAUCAGGAAGAAACACAAUAUACAUAGUAGAUCGUGUAUUAGAAUAAUUGAAGCUCAAACAAAUCUGUACGCCGCAAUCAUAGGAGAUAAGGUAAUUAUGAAGAUUGGAGACGGUUCAUGGUGCCCUGCUGGACACGAAUGGAAGCUGGCAACUUGCGGCCAUAGAUACGCUGUGUGGAUUAAGGAAUAAGCAGAACUAAUCUAAAAAGCUCAAAUCUGAAUUAUUGGACUAUCUUCUUAUACAUCAAUUCAUGAAUAAAAUUACAAAAAUGCAUAGAAAUCUUCUGUUUCUUGAUUUUUAACAACCAAGGUGGGUCAAGCACUACUUUAGUAUAUUCUGCCCAAACUUUUCUCUUUUUCUUGUACAUCUCAUAUCUUCUUUUAACCUUCCACUAGUGGAAAAAACCUCGUUUGCUGCGGUUUUUUGGCCAUUUUUUGCUGCGGUUUUGGCCCCCAACAAUAGUGAUAGCAGCAAAUGUCCUACUUUAAAUGUUGCGGUUAAGAACCGCAGCAAAUAAAGGCAUUAUUUGCUGCGGUCAGAGGCAAAAACCGCAGCAAAUAAAGAGGGGUAUUUGCUGCGGUCAGAGGCAAAACCACAGCAAAUAAGUUGUCUUAGCAAAGUACCCCAUUGAUGAGUUUGUCUUAGCAGAUGCUUAUUUGGAAAAUAGAACUUUCAAUUGAAUGAACUUCAAGAAUUUCCCCAUAUGUUAAAAAUAAAUUUUCAGGUUCAAUUGCCACAAAAUAUUCAUGAUUUUUAACUAAAUCAUGUUCACUCAUGUCAUCAAUCAUACAGUUAAUCAAAUCACCAUCCAUAUGAAUAAUGCCUUUAGAACCCAACUUACUUUUUGUACAUGAAUUUAUGU